UAAAAAUAAAUGCCCAACAAUGAGUCCAGUGAGUUUACAUAGUAGAUCCAGGAUCACUUCAGGUGUGUCAGCGGAUGUCUGCAUACUUGACCUUGAGUUUUGACCCCAACUCCUGAUGGAUCUGAGAUCAGCUCCAACUCAGGUUUCUUCCUGGUUCUCUGCAGCCACCAUGAUAACAGGAGGGGGGUUCGUAUUUACACUUUUAAGUGAAGAUUUCAGUGGACGUAGAAGCGCGUCCAGGGAAGAAACGAUCUGGACGACAGAUCACAGCUGCUGUGAAGACCGAUCUGUCCCCACGAUGAGAUGGCCAAGGGUUUGUGGCAUCGUGAAAUUAAACUCAGGCAGAUCACAUGGAUGUCAGAAAAUAAGACAUUAUCAAUUCUAUGUCACUGUCGCUUUUGUUUGAUCAUAAUAUUUUGGGAGAGUAGGAGAGUGUUUUUUUUUUGAGACUAAGAAUGAUAGACUGAUGUAUGAAGUUAUGAUUGAAGAAGAGGAAUUAAACAUGAGUGCUUUGUUCGUGAUGGUGUUUCUCAAGAUAUUUCAGGACUGGAACCCUUGGAUGGCACCAGCAACCCCUGAACAGAGAUGAAUACUUCUCACUUUUGAUGUAUAACAGUAAUGCCUGUGGAUUUGUUGACAAAAAUAGUUCCGUUACUGCACUGCUAUUCAUUUUAUCUUGAGAUUAUCUUUCAUUAUUUAGCUGUUGUUCUCAAAAACACAAGAUGAUUUCAGUUAAUAUUUCUAAAUUGUGAGUUAAAAAAUGUAUUUUAUCACCAAGAUUAUUCAGCAAGUUCUCUUUGAGUUGAUGUUUUCACCAAAUAUCAAAAUAACAAAUAUUACUGAAUUGUCGUUAUAAGAAGGUAUUUGACAGGAAAUGAAUUACUGUUCCAUGUGACUCAAAUAAUGUAAUUAGAAACAACCUUUUUUGUCGCGAUAGGAACUUUAUCAGAACUUUCACUUCACUGCGAGCAUGAAGCAAAAAGCUGCCAUCUAAUGUUGACUUGGGCGAAGUGUUUUCAGAGUUUAUUGAAAGAAUAUAGCACAUUCCCAGCAGUGUUUAUUAUUUGUGCUACAUCAAUGACCAUAAUUAUUUUAGUUUUUUGGUGGUAACCCCUGUGGAAACGCCGAUCAACAAAGAUGAAGAAAAAUAAAUGGCGUUUUGGUGUAACAGAACAAAACUUCGAUCUUAAACUUAACUGUAUCUAACUGCCCUUUAUCUGUGCCACAUGCGUCGGUGGUUACUAUGACAACUUUCAUUGGAGUCAGUGGCUAUUGAAAGCCUGGAGAGAUGUUUCAUUGACAGAAAACUAUUGAUAGCGGGGAUAGCUGUCGGUGACGUCACCCGAGAAUCUCCUGAAGCGACAGAUUUCGGUGUCACAAGAUCACAGCUCCAGUCAGUAGCGCUCAGAUCCGCUUCCUCUGACGCCGGUCACGUGACCCGGAGCGACACCCAGCUGAACAACAAGUCCUCUGGACCAGACCUCAUCCGCACCAGAACUCCUGCCUGUCGAGCUCCCACUGAGCAGGCACAAUGUCGAGGACAAGUCUGGAGGCGUGUCGUGCCAGGAUACGAUCAGAACUGGACAGGGUGGUGGACUUCUGGCUGAAACACUCUCACGACAUGAAGCACGGCGGCUUCUUCACGUGUCUGGGGAAGGAUGGGACGGUGUACGACGAGCUGAAGUACGUCUGGCUGCAGGGCAGACAGGUGUGGAUGUACUCGCGGCUGUACCGAACCAUGGAGCGGUUUCGUCGGCCAGAAAUACUAGAAGCAGCAAAGGCUGGCGGUGCUUUUCUCAGGAAGUUUGCUCGGGUCUCCAACACCAGCGGUCAGUGGAAGUGUGCGUUCUGUCUGACCAGAGAUGGGAAAGCCGUCAAAGUCCAGAGGAGCAUAUUCAGCGAGUGCUUCUACGUCAUGGCGCUCGAUGAGCUGAGCCGAGUCACCGGAGAUGAGAGUAUGGAGCUGGAGGCUGCACAGAUGAUGGAGCAGCUGGUCUUCUGGGUCCGUGUGGACUCCACAGGCCUCGGUCGGCCUCAGCUCCCUGGUGACACUCCCACCAACAGCAUGGCAGUUCCAAUGAUGCUCCUGUGUCUGCUGCAGCAGCUGACCGAAGGCAGAGGUCAGGAGGUUGCUCACAAGCACAGAGAGCUGGGCCAGUGGUGUGUCCAGCAGAUCUUACAGCAUGUUCAGCGAGACGGGACGGCCAUUUUGGAAAACGUGAAUGUGGAUGGAGCCGAGCUUCCAGGGUGUCAUGGUCGACUCCAGAACCCAGGUCACGCCCUGGAGGCGGGCUGGUUCCUGCUCCAGUACGGGCGAGGGCAGCAGGACCAGGACCUGCAGAACACUGCCAUCAGCAUGUUUGUGGAGCUUCCGUUCAACUCCGGAUGGGACAAAGAAUACGGCGGGCUCUUCUACUUCCUGGAUGUGGAUGGUCACUGCCCUACACAGUUGGAGUGGAGCAUGAAGUUGUGGUGGCCCCACUGUGAGGCUCUCAUCGCCUUCCUCAUGGUCUACAGACAAAACAAGAACCCUCAAGCGCUGGACAAAUUCCUUCAAGUGUACGACUACACAUUCCGUCACUUUUCAGACCCUGUGGCGGGUGAAUGGUUCGGCUAUCUGACACAAGAAGGGAAAGUGGCUCUCGACUUCAAAGGCGGACCGUAUAAAGGGUUCUUCCAUGUUCCUCGCUGUCUCUACAUGUGUGAGCAGAUGUUGGACGAAAUACUUGACGGCUAGUUAGCACCUGCUGCCAGCAACAGUGGCACAAAAGGGAAGUGGUCCUUUCGCUCAUUCAAUAUAUCGGAUGCUCCAAUGUUUCACUAACUACUCCAUGAAAAUCACUGUUUUAAAUUAAUAAACUCUCAGCAAUUCAUAAUUUUCAGUGAUGGCUGCCGAUGUUUGUAAAUAAAACCCAAUGCAAUUUUCAUUCUGGUUCACCAGUAUGUCAGAGUUCGAGGUGAGGAAUUUCGAGUGAGUCUUUUCACAGAUUGCACUCAUUUCUUUCUUCUUUUUACAAAUCGGACAGAAAUUGUGUGUUUUUGUGUGUGUUCACCUGAAAUAAAUAUGUCUUCACAUUUAUU
Molecule: messenger RNA, 3081 nt
Organism: Synchiropus splendidus (mandarinfish)
Lineage: Eukaryota; Metazoa; Chordata; Actinopteri; Syngnathiformes; Callionymidae
Gene: renbp
Product: renin binding protein
Exons: 12
Coding region: 1532-2737 (401 amino acids)
Biological process (GO): carbohydrate metabolic process; N-acetylmannosamine metabolic process; N-acetylglucosamine metabolic process
Molecular function (GO): peptidase inhibitor activity; N-acylglucosamine 2-epimerase activity
Source: RefSeq, a predicted model, not a curated record